AUGGCAUCCUUCUUUCAGCCCGGGGUCAACGACCCUGCCCAAACCGAUUGUGACCCAGUGGGAGGCGUCGCUUUCAUCAUCCCUCUCAUCUACUUGACCAGCCUGCUCAUCUACCGGCUAUGGUCAGAUCGGUCGCGGAACCGUACUCGAGUACGGAGGAAGAAAGAUGGUCCUGGACUGGAAGGAACUAAGAAGCUGCCUUCCAUGUCAGCCUUCAAGGCGGCCAAGUCCUUUCAGAUCUUGAGUGAUUCCGAGAGCUCUUUGGCACAGCGCGGCCAACUACGUAUUGAAACCCUGAGGCUGCCUCCAGCAGUCGGCGCAGAUAGGGGCAGCGUGACAAGCGAGAGCGGCUCCAUCUCGUCAAAGGCAGAGGGGUCAGAGUCCGAGACGGACAAGAUGAGCAUUGGCUACGUCGAUCUCAAGACGCUUGCUGGAGAUGCCCUCAACGUGUCUAGCAUUUCUGCUACAGCUCAGAAGCUGUAUGAUACUCACAAAUCAAGCAACUUGCCCGCAAUCGCCAUUCGCUGCGACAAUGAUACGUCCGCCGAUCAGGUCAAUCACCUCCUCGAGAUCCUUCACUGGAAGGGUGUGCCGGUUAUCAUUCUGGCCCACCACGACAUGUCCAUAUGGGACUCGAUUGCCCUAGGAAACGCGACCGGUGUCAUUGUCGAGAGUGCCUGCAUUCUUCCCAACGGUGAGCGGCGCGAUUACUUCAAGGCACGACCCCUCCAGACCCUCAUGUCCAGGUGCAGCACGCAGAGAGAAACCCGACCUGAUUUCUUUGUUGGAUUCAUGGACCUGUGGGAGAAGCGACCUCACCCCUCGAUUAUUCGCAGAAGUGUGAAGCUGGCGGAGCACUUUGGCGCUGUCAUGGAACACGGUCCUAUCGAUCCCAGUAUCAACUAUGGCGGCCCAAUUCGCGCUGCUGCAACCACUUUGAGUGGUUUCGAAUACUUGCGCCGAGGCCCUUUGAUCGAUCUUCAAAAAUUCUGGAGCACCGAAACGAGAAAAGUCCGAAUUGCACAAGAGGAUGAGGAUGUGUCCGAUAUGGCGGCGCUGCCGCUUGAUGGAUUAAAGUCGGUCAUCCCCAAGAUAGAUGAGUGGCUCUCGUAUGAGCCAAUGACCGAUGAUCUCAUUGCAAUGAGAGACGAGGAGCCGACUUAUCUUGAUGCGCCUCCCUACGAAGCAGCGGCACCCUUUCGAGAGAACUUCUGGGAUAUCUCUUGUCUAGGGCAGCGUCAGUCUCAGCGAGGAUGUUAUCCCAUCGCAUCCGAGCCGACUGCCGCCCAGUACGACGCUGUGGUCAAGACGCAGACCCAUCUCAAGGAGCUCGGUAUGCUCCAACCGUGGAAGGGUGCUGAGAUUCACCGUCUCGUUACGGCUCUUCGUACUCUUACGGAGGCUACACCAUGCCACGAACUUGUCCACGGGCUGAUCGAAGGCCUUCAGACACACAGAAUUGCCAUUUACAAGGGCCUGGAUACUGGCUUCGGUGUGGCCGACGGCGUGUCCUAUUUUUGGGGAGUCUCCAACGCUCGCGAGGAAAAGGGUGGUACCACUGAUCAUGCUCUCGAUAUUUUUGUCUCUCUCAAGGUUCCGAAUGAUGCUACCACCAUCCUGCACACUUGGCUGGCCCACCACGGUCUUCCCCGUGUUCAAAGAUUCGAACUGGAGCACGAAUUCGAGCGGGCCAACAAUCUCAAUGACAAGGACAUUCCCAUCAGCUUGAAGACGGGCAUUGAAAGACUGAGUCAUGCUGAGACACUGAAUCUUAUCCAGCAGAUUCGCGUCUCCCAGCUAAACCACCCGUUCUGUGACCCUCUGAUCGAGUAUGCCCGCGUCACAUUGAUUGACGAUGCAUCUCGUUUUGCGUGGUACCACAAGUCCGCACUGAAUACUCUGGCCGACUCCAUGAGCAUUCGUGAAAUAUUCCAAGCGAGGUUGGAGCAUUUUGCUCGGGCUGGGGCUAAUUUCCUGCCAACUGUGGAUGGACUCGUUGCGCUUUAUGAGCACAUUGAGGUCAUCGUUGAAGAGUCACUUUUCUUCGGUAACAGGGAACCAUUGAAUGUCAUGACCAAUGCUUUGCUCGAAGCCUGGGAUCCUGAAACCUCAGGAGAUGGCUACGAUUAUGUCGAUGUCAACGCAGAUUUAUUUGCGCUCAUCUUCUUUACCUUGCUCAGAAAGGCCGCCUUUGAGGACGUCUACAUUGAGGCGACGGACCGAUGCCCAUUCUUCCUGUCUCUACCUGAUCAAGCUGCCGUCUUCUCUGAGCUGUGGGUUCUUGGAUCGCAGUGCGAGAUUUACUUUGGUAUUCUUCCCCGUGCCCUCGGAGCUAUCGUCUACCGCCGCUACCGUGCGUUCUUGGGUGAAGCGCCACCAAGCGGAGAUUCUCGCAAGAACAAUGAAGUCAUGACAAUGUACUCGACGGGCGAUGUCCAGCCGAUUAAUCCUCCCAAGAAGGAGCGCCAGCGCGACGGUUCCACCAAUGCCAAGCUAACGGGAACCGAGAAGCUUGAACUCUGGAGGAAGAGAUUUACUGAACUUGGCGCCAUGUCCAUCUUUUGUCUUCCGGCCAUUAUCGACGUCAUUCUCCUCACCUUUGUCGGCCGUGGUGUGUUCAUGACUGCCUUCAUGGACCCGACACACCUUCAAGCAGCCAGUCUUGCCCUGCUCAUCUCGCUGCUUCUCACAUCCGGUGUUACUGGCUGGGUAGGAAGCGUGGGUAAUUACUAUCUGGUCAACUUUGCCUAUGACAAUAUGAUCUACUUCCACGUCGAGCGGCUCUCAGGUGGUUUCGUGCUCAGCCUUGUCAUUGCAGUCUGUGGUAUAAUUGGAUUCUCAGUCCAGUACAGCGUUGCUGUCGGCUUCAUCUUUGCGGCAUACCUCAUGAUCAUGGCCACUUAUUUCAACUUGCUCGGAAUAAUGUCCACCAUGCAUCAGCACAACAGUCCUCUGACUUCUGGUCGUACUGUCCUUUGGAGAACAUUCCCUCUCUUCCUGGUCUCACCACUUCUUUCAGCCCUUGUCAAUGGAUAUGAUCUGCCAAUCUAUCUCUCCGUUACUUUUGCUUUCGUUUUGUUGGCCGUCUACCAGUACCGUCGACUCUGCCAGGAGUGGACAUCGUGGAUGCAGAACAUUCCCAAGUUUUCCGAGAAAGAUGUUAUGCAAUGGUACGAAUCUUCAGGACUGAUGCCUACCGAGGAGGCUACCGAAGGCGCAGAGGAAGGAGAGACGAGCAACAAGGACAAGGACUCACAGGAAGCCUUCCGUGUAGCAGUUGCCGCGCGACGACGUGGCAUCAAGGGAACAACCGGCCCUGAGAAUGAGGCCUUUGUCUCCAAGGUUGCCGCUGGCAUGCCUUAUAUUGACUGGCUUUUGCAAAAGACCUGUGCUGGAACCAAGAUACCUGAUCAAUUCAGUGCCUCAUGGUUCACUCAGCUCGGUGAAUCUAUCAAGCAGCAAAAACAACUGGCUCGAGGACUCAAAGAGCACAAUGUUUUGCUGCUUUUCCGUUUUGCUCGGUACGAUCUUGGACAGAAUCUUGGUCUUUUCUUGGUCGCACUCAUGGAUCGUUGGGUAGCCAUUGUCAUGGGUGCUCGUUUGCCUCACGGAAGUAUGUACCUCGACUCUCGCUCACGAUAUGGUCUCUGUUUUUGUGUCCUGUACUUCUGCGCAUCCGUCAUGGUGUUGGACACUACCCUCCAGAAAUACUGGGAGGUGCGAUUCAAGCUUUCCGGGGAGAGGUUGGUCGACUACGAGCACGCGAAGCAGGUUUCUAGGGAGUGGGAGUCGAAGCGUCUCAAGACUUUUGGCGUGGCUCUCAGGGAACUCUUCUACAAGAUCUUCUGCGUCUUCGGUCUCUGCACACUCCUUCUAUGGCUUAUGGUUGAUAAUCCUCGAAGCAUCAUCCUCUACUACUGCUAUAUUCUGGGUUAUACUUGCGUCAUCUUGUUCCAGUUCAACCGUUGCUUCACCACCAACGUGCGCGCACACAUCACCAUCAUUCUGUCCUCAGCUGCCAUCGGUUUCAUUGUGGGAUGUAUCCUGCGAGCCAUUCCUAGCACUGCCGGUUGGCUGUGGGCCGAGGUUAUGGCUCAGAACGUUGCUGCCGUCCUCGCUGCAAUUGGAACGACGCUCUGGUCAUGGAAGGACUGGAGCUCGCCUACUCCCAAGGAGGACAUGGAUGAGAGCUCUGAUCCCAAUGACCCUCAGAUGUUUAUCCAGACCGGACUUAGUGCUGAAGCAAACUCUGCCGUCAAGGUUCCAAUGGCCAAGUUGAAUAGUCUCAAGGGCACAACUCUUGUUGAUGAUAACGGCUCCUUUACCUCCUCUGAGGUUGCCAAGCUGCUUCGUAAGAGUAUGGAGGAGCCAAACAUGCAUUCUUCUGCGGCAUCAUGGUCCGACACUCUCCUUCAGAGGACGGUGAGCCUGUGGACUGAGCGCCGAAUCAUCGUAACCAUCGCCAGCCGUCAACAAUUCGUGCGCAUGGGAAUGGAAGACAUUGUUUCAGUGAGCCAAGUCAAGCCUGGCACUCUGGAAAUCACCGUCGGUUUCCUUGGAGACUCCGAGGUGCACCGUCCAUCUUGGCAACCCCUGCUGGCUUCUCUGAUCACCGAAGCCAUGUUUUACCAUGUUGCCCGUGCCGAGUUGCACCUUACCCAUGCCCAAGCCGUCCGCUCUGAGCACUUCCUCCAUGAUACUCGUUCCAUGUCUAAGAGACUAGACUUCGAGCUUGCAUUCGCCGAUGCAGGCAGUCUGACCCGCAUGCGCCUAAGAACCAAUGUUGAGCUCAUGAAGCACCUUUGCCUGGACGUUGCUGUCGACGCGGAAUGGGAGUCGAUGCCUCAGUGUGUUCGCGAAGCUGUCAUCAACCGUAUCACUGGAGAUGAGCUUCUCAUCACCGAGGAGCUCACCCAGUGGGUUCAAGACAACAACGUUGACAUUUCUACCAUGGACUUCCAUAUUUACCUCUCCCUCAGCAUUUACCAGAGGCUUUGCGAGAAGCGCCAGUCGACCCUGCCAUUCUCCAAGGCCAACCAGACGACAAAGCUUCCUCCCCCAGCCUUGAUGCCGGUCAAGAUUCAACGCUCUCGUGGCCCACAGAGCUUGGUGCAGCACUGGCUGCGAGCAAGUGUCUCCAUUCCCUUCACCUUCACCAAGUGGGUUGCAAUCAUUUCUGGUGCUGGUCCUGACAUUGAGCGUGAGCUUUGGUACUGCUUGAAGGAUGUCUACUUCAAUCGCUUCAUCCUCCGAGUCUUGCUGCAAAUAUGGAGAUUCUGCUCCUUCGUCAAGGAUCUAUGGGUCUACAUGCUCAUCAUCUAUCAACGCCCUACACUAGUAUCUAUCAGCCGAGUCGCUCUCAAGGGCUCUCGACGUAAGCUGCUACGCACUUCCAUCGUUGUUGAGCUCCCUCGCAAGACCAUCACUGGCUUUUCCUCUAUCGACGAGUCUGGUUCUAUGAAACUGGACGUAUUCGAUGGUUCUUGCAAAGAAGCACCUUCUGAAAAGAAGCCACUGUUCACUGCUACCUAUGACAGCCAUCUUCGUCUUCAGACGCGUUGCGAUAAUGGUAUUACAUCUACCUACAACUACCCUCCUAAUCCCAAGUUCAAGUGGCCUCUGUCCAAGGAACUCUCUGAUGAGGGAUUUCACACUGUUGGAUUCUAUGACAAACAUGGACGCAUCAGCCGGGGUACACUAACGAUUGAAGACAAUGAGUUUGCUUUCCAGUAUCACUACAAGGCCACCCCCAAGGGCAACACUGAUAUUCUCUCUGCUGACUUCAAGCUUAUCAACGACGAGUCAGACGAUGUCCUCUCCGUCUUCUGGGGUGUUCCUGUGCUCGGUGAUUAUUCCAACUACGACUGGGUCCCCUCAGAACGCAUCAGCCGUCUCGUCAAGGUCAUUGACGGUAAGACUUACGUUACUGAAGCCGAAUACCGCCAUCGCCGUGACCCCCUCAUUACUACGUACCUGCAAGAACAGGAUGGUCGCAGAACUGCUAUUGCCCGCUCCCCCAAGAUCUUCAAUGAGGAGGCUCUCUUCCUCGCUCGUCCUAAUAACUUGUCCUUCGACAUGGACGACCUCCUGGUCUAUCACAACAGGCUUCAAGUGUCACAGAUGAGACGACACUCAGGAAGGAAGCAAACAUUCUUUUCUUACAUCAACCCGGUUAACUGGAUUGCUUCAUGGGGUACACGUGUUUACCUGCCUGUCCCUACCUGGCAGAUCCGCACUGAACUCUGGAAUCUCUGGCUCAAGACUGAUACCCUGGACGCACCGACUGCAUGCUGGCUCGAUGAGCUGGUGCUGCGUGAAGAACCUCGCCUCCGUGCUUACUGGCGCGCUCGCAACAGCGGUCAGCUGCGUGAGGCCAAGCAAGCGCUUGACAAGGAGAUUGAUCAGAUUGUAUCUGCCAUUGACAUUCAAACCGACGUCUCUGAAGUGUGCCUUUUACCCAUUCGAACCACUGACUUGUACACUAUGGGUCUUGGAAAGGAUGCCACCCAGGUUACCACUCGCCCUGAAGACUGCUUCAACGAUACCAAGGACCGAGUGUCGGUCAUCUUCAAUGAUAUUGGAUGCUGGCCGGAGGCCCCUGGUGGUGUGUCCAACUGCCGAAGAGAUCUGGUCAAUGGUCACAGCACUAUUCGCAACCACGUGUUGGCUGAAUGUGCGAACGACUUCGGUAUUCCUCGUUUCCAGGUUGAGAAGAAUGUCCAGUCAAUGAAAUUGCUUCCUCUAUGGGGUCUCGACGGCAAGAGUGCCUAUCACGGCUUGAUCGACAACUUACUUCAGAGCCAGGUCGAUGAGAAGGUCCGGGACACCGAUGUUCAGCGAGAUAUCGUUGGUGUUUUCAUACCCUUGCUCAAGGCCUUCGUCAAGGGAGCACGUACCAGGAGCUACUCGCGCGCUGAUCUCAUCAAGUACACCAAUGUCAUGCUUUCUUUCUGCAAAUACUACGAGCGCAAGGACUACAGCCGAACAUGGUCAUCUCCCGAGGUUGAACAGGCUUGGGUUGAUGCCUGGCUGCUUCCAUAUGACGAUCCGAACAUUAUUGACCCCGCCAAGGCCUUCGAUAUGGAGCGGCCAACCAUGGCUGACUUCCGCGAUUGCCUGGGAAUCUAUCUUGCCUAUUUCUUUAUCUUUUCCGUGAAGAUCCCCGAGAGAUGCCCUCGUGUCUUCCAGAGUACCCAUCACGGAAUCAGCAGUCUGUUCGGGAUGAUUCUGCGUUAUCGUCGGGGAACAACCUUUGGCAUCUGGGAUCACGCCAUUCUCUGGCGUGAGUGCUGCUUGAACAUCAGUCCUGCCCAGUGUGAGCUUCCCAUCUCUGUUCAGACCAUGCUGCUUUCCGGUAUUGGCCUUGCCACCCGUCUCGCCUACUUCCACGCCGACGUCAUCAUGCCCUGCACGUCGCUUUUCAACCCUAUGUGGGAAGCCGAGAUCGGAACUGAUCGUGGAAUGCUUGGUAGCAAGACCGUGUUCAACCGACGCAUCGACCCUAUUGUCAAUGGUAUCAGCAACAUGGAGUCUUUCACCCCUGUUGACAAAGUCCGCACUGAAAAGCCCACGGUGGUCAUGUUGUCCAACGUUCAGUCCAUCAAGGGUAUCAAGACUGCCAUUCUUGCGGCCAACAUCAUCGUGAACAAGUACGGAUUCAAAGACUACUCACUAGUCGUCUAUGGAGCCAAGGAUCGACAGCCAUCGUACGCUUUGGAGAUGGCCAAGCUGAUCGUGGAAAACAAUCUCUCUGAAAAGGUCAUUCUAGCUGGUUUCGGUAAGCCCAAGGAAGUCCUCAAGGAUGCUUGGCUCUUCAUGAAUUCGUCCAUUUCCGAGGGUCUUCCUCUAGCUAUCGGAGAGGCUGCCUUGGCUGGUGUGCCCAUCGUCGCUACCGAGGUCGGAGCCACAGCCUUGGUGAUGACAGACCCCGAUGACCAAGAUAAGCGGUACGGAGAAGUCGUGCCCCCCAAUGACCCUCUGGCCCUGGCACGCGCUCAGCUCAGCAUCCUCGGCAUGGUUGGUCCUUGGGCCAAGUUCACUGAAGAGGCUACCAUUGAUCCUGCGGCGGCUGCUGCUGCUGUUCUUCCCGAUGAGAUCACACCAGCGGACGUUGAUUGGCUCACUAAGCGUAUGUACGCCAAGGUCGAUGAUCGUCGCAAGCUCGGUCUCCUCUCGAGAGAGGUCGUCUUGCACAGUUUCCACGGUAAUCGCUACCUCCGUGAGCACGAGCAGAUGUACUGGAUCCAGUGGCACAUUGCCCAGAUGCGUGACGACAAGGCGUUGGCCGCCACUGCAGCUGAGACCUUCCGGUUCGGCACCAUGGAGACGCUCCGCUACACAGAUGAGGAUGAUGUUUCUUGCCAAGACGAAAAGGAAGCAAUAGAGGAGCCGAACGCCGUCUUGGAAGACGAGGAGAAUCAGCUCGUCCUGGAUGCACUAGAGAACAAGACUUCCAUGGACAGGAGGAGACUGAGCAAGCGCAAAACCAUGAACACCGCCAAGCGACUCUCACUGGUCCGAUGGCAAGAUUUCAACGAACCUGAAGAGAUCACUGACGAGAAGAGUCAGGCGGGAUCGAAGAGACUGAGCAACGACCCCCAUCAGGUCGACGCUACCAGUCUUGUCUAG
Molecule: messenger RNA, 8628 nt
Organism: Clonostachys byssicola
Lineage: Eukaryota; Fungi; Ascomycota; Sordariomycetes; Hypocreales; Bionectriaceae
Source: the annotation of a GenBank genome assembly